AUGAUUUCUCCUGUGGGGAAGUCUGUCAGGAAAACUUCCUCUACCAAUGUAGACUUACUAAGAAGCCGUGUCAGGGUCACCAAGCCCCUGUCAGAGGGUCAGAUCAUUCGUCAUUGGGGAUACCCAGUUGAAGGCUAUGAAGUUGAGACUAAAGAUUCAUACAUACUUACCCUUAUAAGAAUUCCCUAUGGAAGAAUGGGCAAUAAUAUGACAGCUCAGCGGCCAGUGGUGUUUUUGCAGCAUGGUUUGUUGGCAACAUCUAUCAUCUGGGUCUCCAACCUUCCCAACAACAGCCUCGGCUUCAUUCUAGCAGAUGCAGGUUUUGACGUGUGGAUGGGAAACAGUCGGGGAAGCACCUAUUCCCGGAAACAUGCCUUUUUGCCCAUAGAUUCUAAAGAAUACUGGGCUUUCAGUUUUGAUGAAAUGGCUCGAUAUGACCUGCCAGCCUCAAUUGACUACAUUGUGAAAAAAACUGGGCAAAAGAUAUAUUAUGUGGGCCAUUCUCAGGGCACCCUUACUGGUUUCUUAGCAUUCUCCACCUUGCCCAAGAUAGUUCAGAAAGUCAAAACUUUUUUUGCUUUGGCUCCAGUCUUUUAUAUUCGACAUAUCAAAAGCAUCCCGUUACUGCAGAUUUUUAGUCUGCGUCAGCCAUUGUUUAAGAUUUUAAUGGGUGAAAAGGACUUUCUGCCUGAGACUGCCCUCAAUAGAAUUUUGGCCACUACAGUAUGUGACAAUGAAAUAACUAGUCUUCUCUGUGGUAAAAUCAUCUUCAGUCUGACUGGGUUUGAUACAAAGAACUUAAACAUGAGUCGAAUUGAUGUAUAUGUAGCACAUUUCCCAGGGGGAACAUCUGCCCAAAACAUACUCCACUACUUACAGGCUUUUUAUGAAAGUCGACAAAUACUACAAGCUUUUGAUUGGGGGAGUGAGAAAGAGAACUUUGCUCAUUAUAAUCAGACGAUUCCUCCCAAGUACAAUGUCUCAAAGAUGAAAGUGCCAACUGCACUGUGGAGUGGUGGAAAGGAUUUGUUGGCGGAUCCAGAAGAUGUCUCCGAUUUAAUUCCCCAAAUCCGCAGCAAAAUUUACCACAAGACUCUGCCUGACUACAAUCAUUUGGAUUUUAUUUUUGGUAUUGAUGCACCCCAGGAAAUUUACUACGAAAUAAUUAAGAUGAUAAAGAAUACCCUGUAAAGAUGAUAUUUGUGGUGAAAUAACCUUCCCUUUUCUUAGAGUUGGCUUGAAGUUAUUUUCUCUUCUAUACCAAUGGCUCUUAAAAGGAUAGUGGGACUAUUUUCUUCAUUUAAAUAUACUGAAAGAAAUAAAAACAUCU
Molecule: messenger RNA, 1330 nt
Organism: Sarcophilus harrisii (Tasmanian devil)
Lineage: Eukaryota; Metazoa; Chordata; Mammalia; Dasyuromorphia; Dasyuridae
Product: lipase member J
Exons: 9
Coding region: 1-1191 (396 amino acids)
Biological process (GO): sterol metabolic process
Cellular component (GO): intracellular membrane-bounded organelle
Molecular function (GO): sterol ester esterase activity
Source: RefSeq, a predicted model, not a curated record